Molecule: messenger RNA, 2383 nt
Organism: Scomber japonicus (chub mackerel)
Lineage: Eukaryota; Metazoa; Chordata; Actinopteri; Scombriformes; Scombridae
Gene: anos1
Product: anosmin-1
Exons: 14
Coding region: 43-2055 (670 amino acids)
Biological process (GO): neuron differentiation
Cellular component (GO): cell surface; extracellular region
Molecular function (GO): protein binding; peptidase inhibitor activity
Source: RefSeq, a predicted model, not a curated record
UGUCCGAUCCGUGGAGGGAUUAAAAUACACAGCCGCCGGACCAUGUUUUCCAGGAGCGUGAACGUGUGCGUGACCCUGUGUUUGUGGAUUACGGCGUUAACGAGCCCGGGAAGUGUGUCCGCGAGGAAGCAGGACGACUCUUUCUUCACUGCCAGUAUUUACCGGGCAAGAUGCGCUUCGAGAUGCCUCAGUCUGCACAUCACUCGCAUCUCUGCUUUUUUCAAGCACUCUCAGAAUAAUGGAUCCUUGGUUUGGUGCCAGAAUCACAAGCAGUGCUCCAAGUGCCUGGAGCCCUGCAAGGAAUCCUGGGACCUGAAGGAAAACCAAUGCCAGGAUUUAUGCGAGCCCCUCUUUCCCAAGAAGCACUAUGAGUGUCUUACGAGCUGUGAGUUCCUGAAGUCGGUAGAGGGAGUGAAGCAGGGUGACUGUCCCGCUCCGGAGAAGGCCAGCGGCUUUGCAGCAGCAUGCGUGGAGAGCUGCGAGGAGGAUGGAGAGUGUUCAGCCGUCAAAAAGUGCUGCCCCAAUGGCUGCGGUCACACCUGUCAGCUGCCCAAGAACCUUUACAAAGGAGUCCCUCUGAAGCCUAGGAAAGAGCUUGUGUUUUUGGAGCAGCCGUCAGGUCAGCUGGAGAUCCGCUGGUCCUCCAAGUUCAACAUCUCUGUGGAGCCCGUCCUCUAUGUGGUGCAGCGCCGCUGGAACUAUGGCAUCCAUCCCAGCGAAGACGAUGCCACAGAGUGGCAGACUGUGGCACAGACUGCAGAGGAGCAUGUCCAACUGGCUGACAUCAGAGCCAGCAGAUGGUACCAGUUCAGAGUUGCUGCAGUCAACGUCCACGGGACCCGCGGCUUCACUGCGCCCAGCAAACACUUCCGCUCCUCCAGAGAUCCAUCUGCCCCUCCCAGCCCAACCAAUCUGUAUGUCACCAACAUCACGCUGGGCGAUGAAGGCAUGCUGACAGCUCGUCUCAACUGGACUCUGCCAGAGGAGCCUGAUAUCCCCGUACAUCACUACAAAGUGUUCUGGAGCUGGACUGUGCCCACCAAAUCAAUGGUGCCAUCCAAGAAGAAAAGGAGAAAGACCACCAACGGGGCUCAGAGCUGGGUGGAUCUGGGGGGACUGCAGGCAAAUAGCAGUUACACUGUUGAGCUGCAGGCUGUCACAUACUGGGGACAAGUGCGACUAAAGAGUUCCAAGGCCUCGCUCCACUUCAGUACCACCCAGAGUAACGAAUCAGUGCUCAAGUCAAAGAAAGAGGAGAUAUCCCCUCUUGGUUCAACCUUGGCCAAACGCCCUUCUGGCCCUCUAGAGGUAGGCACGCCCUUCUACCAGGAUGGCCAGCUACAGGUCCGUGUCUACUGGAAGAACCGGGGAGACCCUGCAGUGAGUCGUUACCAUGUCCAGUGGAUGACGGAGUACUGCAGCCACAAUGAGACACGAGGACCAGAGAAAUCUGUCACACAGGAGAACUACAUCAACCUCCCGGGCCUGCUGUUCUCCUGCAAGUACAAAGUCACAGUUCACAUGCUGAAGUCCAAGAGACGCUCCAAGGACGAGAGCACCACCUUCCUCACCCCAUCCUGUGCUACCAUCCGGAGCAAGACUCACAAACACAUCCCCUGCCCAGGGGAAGGAGCUACCGGGCUUCCGAAAGUUUUGGCCAAGCCAGAGAAUCUUACGGCUUCCUUUUCCAUCAAUGAGGGAAACAUUACUGGCAGCUUCCUGUGGCGUGUGUCCAAGGUGAUGCCCCAUCAGCGAAUCACAGGCUUUCAAGUCACCUGGGCUGAGAUCACUACAGAGAGCCGGCAAAACAGCCUGCCCAACAGCAUCAUCUCCCAGUCCCAGAUCCUGCCUCCAGAUCAUAAUUUGCUCGUAGUGUCCAACCUGCGACCAUCCACUUACUACAGACUGGAGGUACAAGUAAUAACAACUGGAGGGGAAGGUCCCGCCACUGUCAAGACCUUCCAGACCCCAAACAUAUUACCAGUCAUUCAACACCGGCCCAGACUCCGGCAGCACCACUCUCAUCACCAGAAGCCGUCAGUAGAGAGACACUGAGCUGCAAAUGGAGGCAAACCCAAUAGGGAGAAGUACCAGUGGCUCUCUGCUCCUGUCUGUCAGAGAAGGAAUGUGUGGAACCAAACAGAAACACAGCACACCAGACCACGAACUGAACCCCCUGCGCGUGAAAUAUGGGUCCUCUUCCUCCCAGGCUCCACUAUACAUCAGCUAUUCCUUCUUAACCCCUCUGACUGAUAUGUCACCGGACGGGUUGGUCUGUACAGUUGAAUUUUUACUGCAAGGUCCCAUAUUCUGCAUAAUGUUAGUAAACAGAUCCACAACUCAUCAGGAAGUUUUAAUAGUCCAGGCAAAAGUGUGAUUCAAG